AUGUUCAUAAAAGUUUUUAAAUUUUUUCAAGUUAACAAGUUUACAUAUGAGAAUACCUUCUGGCCUCAACUAUCAAAUUUUAUUCAAAAUACCUUACAAGUUGAAUCACAAAUUAAAAGACCUUUACACACAUAUUCACAUGAAGAAUUAUACAGAAGCAUAUAUCGGAUAUGUUUGCAAGGUUUCCAAAAAAGAUUAUAUCAAGAUCUGAAAUUAAUAAUAGAAGAAACAUUGGAAUUUAUAAAUAACCAAUUAGGAAACUAUAAACAAUUAGAUGAAUGGUUUCAAAAAUUUGCUGAAAUAUCCAUAAAUCAUGCAAGAGCUAUUGAGAUAUUGAGCAGUGAUAAAACUUUUGUAAAACAUACACUUAAUGAAAAUCUGAAAGAUGUAUUAGUAGAUAGGUUUCAAUGUAUUAUCAUUCAAAGAUCUGAGAUGCAUAUUAUUCAAGUAUUUAGUAUGAUAGUUGAUGAUCCUAAAUUAUUUGAUUCAAAUAUUGUCAAGGAGGUUUUAAAUAAUAUAUAUUUAAAUCCGGCAUUAUUUCAAAAUUUAAUUGAACAUAUGAUUAUACCAAAUGAUUUCGAAGCUAUUGAUUUUAGACACAAAGCUUUAGAAGCAAAAUACCAAUUUGAAAAAUUAAAGAAUGGUGGAUUAGAAUCAAGAUUUCCACAACUAAAAAGAUCAUUUUCAGCAAUGAUUGAUGGAAUGAUACAAGAAAAAAUUCCCUGCAAAAGGCAACAAAUAUAA
This is a messenger RNA of Entrophospora candida, 744 nucleotides long. The record is from the annotation of a GenBank genome assembly. Lineage: Eukaryota; Fungi; Glomeromycota; Glomeromycetes; Entrophosporales; Entrophosporaceae.